CGUGUCCGACAGAGUUCAGUAGACUGUAGAGUCGCGAAGAUAUCCGUGAGUUAAGCCAUUAUUAACCAUAAAGCAGAGAUGUGGCGACCUUGCUCGCGAGUCGCGACUCGACCGCGCAUGCGCAUUCCGCGCCACCUGACAUGCCAUUCCCGUUUGCCAUUAGUUGGCUGUGAUCGGUCGUCGCGGUUAGCUCGUGUAUUUGUUGUCUAUGCUAACGUGUUAUCACGUUUUUAUUGUUUUAUUGAACAGUGUUAUUGUGUUAAUAACCUCUGAAUGAUAACUUGUGGUCAACGUAUUGAUAAGGAGAUGAUCCCCUGCUGAAGAACCCAGGUGCUGCUGGUGAGGAGUGCGAACUGUCACCAUGACCAAGCGCUUCGAGUUCAACUGGCAGAUCCCUGUCCCUGAACCUCUACUUCAGGGUGCUGUGUUCGACCGAUGGACAGAAGAGAAGGACAACACUGAGCUGGAGCUGAACUGCUUGUUCAAGGUCGACGAGUACGGCUUCUUUAUCUACUGGAAGAGCGAUGGAAAGGAUGGAGACGUCAUUGAGCUGUGUCAGGUCAGCGAUAUCAGAUCAGGCGGGGUGCCGAAGGAUGCAAAGCUGAACGACAAACUUACAAAACAACAUGGCGACCAGCUGGAAGACAAGUCGUUGACGAUAUGCAGCGGUACAGACUACAUAAACAUCAACUACCAACACGUGGUCUGUCCAGACGCCAACACAGCCAAGGUUUGGAAGGAGGGUCUUCGCGCCAUCACACACAAUAACAAAAUAAACAACGUCUGCCCGAGAACCAACCUUAUGAAACAUUGGAUGCGGCUCAGUUUCCUAACAGACCCCAAAGGUAAGGUGCCGGUGAAGGUGGUGGCAAGAACAUUCGCGUCAGGCAAGACAGAGAAGCUGGUGUACCAGUGCCUGUCGGAUAUGGGGCUACCCUCAGGCAAGAACGAAGCGAUGGAGAAGGAAGCGUUCACCUUCGACAAGUUUUACGCGCUGUACCACAAAAUCUGCCCGAGGAAUGAUAUCGAGGAACUAUUUAGGACUGUAACUCAAGGAAAGUCGGACAAAAUCAAUCUAGAGCAGUUUGUAAACUUCCUAAAUGAGAAACAGCGAGACCCGCGCCUCAACGAAAUCCUUUACCCACUGUACGACGACAAGCGUGCCGUGGAAAUUAUCGAUACUUACGAACAGGAUGAUGAAGCCAAGGCAGCUAAAUGUCUCACAAAAGACGGUUUGAUCCGCUACCUGAUGUCAGACGAGAACGCGCCUGUGUUCCUGGACAGGCUGGAUUUCUACAUGGAGAUGGACCAGCCCUUGGCUCACUACUACAUCAACUCCUCCCAUAACACCUACCUGUCCGGUAGACAGUUCGGAGGCAAGAGCUCCGUGGAAAUGUACCGGCAGGUGCUUCUCGCGGGGUGUAGAUGCGUGGAGCUUGACUGUUGGGACGGUAAAGGUGAAGAUGAAGAACCCAUCAUAACCCACGGCAUGGCGAUGUGCACCGACAUACUGUUCAAGGACGUCAUCUACGCGCUCAGGGACACCGCCUUCGUGACGUCAGACUACCCCGUCAUCCUGUCCUUUGAGAACCACUGCUGCAUCACUCAGCAGUACAAGCUGGCGAAGUACUGCGACGAGAUCUUAGGAGAUCUACUGCUGAAGGAACCGCUGCCUGAACAUCCCUUGGAGCCUGGCGUUCCCCUGCCGCCCCCCUCUGCGCUCAAACGCAAGAUCAUGAUAAAAAACAAGCGGUUGAAGCCCGACGUGGAGAAACAGGAGUUGGAGCUGUUCCGACAGGGACAGUUCGUGGUGGAGGAUGAGGUGAAGGAGGACGCCUCAGCUGUAGCACUGCCAGGAGAUAAAAAGCCUGAGGAGAUAGUGGUGGAGGCUGCGGCAGCAGGGGACGAUGCUCCACCACCGGUUCAGUACACGGGAUCUACCACCAAUGUGCACCCCUGGCUGUCAUCCAUGGUCAACUACGCGCAGCCUAUAAAGUUCCAGAGCUUCGAGGAGGCUGAGAAAAAGAACAUCUAUCACAACAUGUCCUCGUUUGCGGAGACAACUGGUAUGAACUACCUGAAGAGUCAGGCAAUCGACUUUGUCAACUACAACAAGAGACAGAUGUCCCGGAUAUAUCCUAAGGGUACCAGGGCUGACUCCUCCAACUAUAUGCCACAGGUGUUCUGGAACGCCGGAUGCCAGAUGGUUUCUCUGAACUUCCAAACAUCCGACCUGCCGAUGCAGCUGAACCAGGGCAAGUUCGAAUACAACGGCAACUGCGGGUACCUCCUGAAGCCGGACUUCAUGAGGCGAGCAGACAGAAGCUUCGAUCCUUUUGCUGAUGCGCCGGUAGAUGGUGUCAUUGCAGCGCAGUGUGCUGUCCAGGUGAUAGCUGGGCAGUUCUUGUCGGACAAGAAGGUGGGCACCUAUGUAGAGGUGGACAUGUACGGGCUGCCGUCCGACACCAUCAGGAAGGAGUUCCGUACUCGCAUGGUGCCCGCCAACGGACUCAAUCCCGUCUACAACGAGGAGCCCUUCCUUUUCCGAAAGGUGGUUCUGCCCGACUUGGCCGUACUGCGGUUCGGUGUGUAUGACGAGAACGGCAAACUGCUGGGUCAGCGUAUCCUGCCGCUGGACGGUCUCCAGGCGGGCUACCGGCACAUCUCGCUCCGGACUGAGGCUAACUUCCCCAUGUCGCUGCCCAUGCUGUUCUGUAACAUCGAGCUCAAGAUCUACGUGCCAGAUGGCUUUGAAGACUUCAUGGCGGCACUGUCGGACCCCAGAGCGUUCAUGGGCGCGGCCAAGGAACGGACAGACAACAUGAAGGCCAUGGGGAUAGAAGAGAGCGGGCCGGAGAAGAAGCAGGUCGAGGAGAAAAAAGAAGAGCCGUUAGUCUUUGAGCCGAUCACGGUGGAAUCGCUGCGGCAAGACAAGAACUUCCUGAAGACUGGCAAGAAGCAGAUGAAGGAUGUGGAAGCGAUGAGGAAGAGACACGCCAAGGAGAAAAUGGUUCUGCAGAAGCAACAGUGUGCAGCGCUUGAGAAGAUGAUUAAAGGGAAAAAUAAAGAACAGCUAAGUACUGACGCAUCGUUCCGUUCACUUGUGACGGAACAGUCUGCAGCGUGGAGCGAGCUGGUGGGCAGGCACCGCCGCGAGGAGUGCGCUUCAGCACGUACUCGCCUGGAUGACCAGCGCGAACUGCUCAAGAAGAUGAUGGAACAGACCCAGCUAGCGCAGAUGAAGCAGCUCGAGGCCAAGCAUGAGAGAGAAUUAAAAGAACUGAACACGCGUCAAGCUAAGAUAAGCGUGGAGACCAGCAAAGAGGUUGCCAACGAUAAGACGCUGAAGACUAAACAGGAGAAAGACAGGAGACUGAGGGAGAAGAAGCAGAAUAAUAUCAAAAAGUUUAUGGAUGAAAAGAAGACGCAGACGAUAAAACAAAACCGCGAGAAGGAGAAGCUAAAAGUAACGCACGACAAGCAGGUGGAAGAGUUGUCCAAGGAUAUCGAUAAUCUGAUCGAGCUGUACAAGAUGGAGGAGUCUGAGUUCGAUAUGGCGAGUAAGGCGGAGUUCUUCGCAUGAAAAUACCCCGACAUUGCUCGACUCAUAGAGCAAAUCAUUUGACAGGCAAAUCUGCACUAAGACGGGGAUAUAAACUGCAAGGGACAAGUGGAUUCAAGUGUAUGUGCACCUGUUUACACAGACUAUAUUUUAUAGCAAUUAUUAUCUGAUUAAUCUGUGGUAGUUGUAGUUAAUCUGUGGUUCGUAUUUGAAAUACGCCGUAUUUAGCACUCUUUUGUAACAGUACCCAGGAAAUGCUAAUAUUAAAAAAUUUGUGUCUAGGUAUUAAUUAAGAAUGGAUGAUACAUUAAUUAUUAUCUGCAUAACAUGUAAUUAACAGCAAAAUUCAAUCUACUUUAUUCGAAUUUCCCGCCAAUUUAUAGGUAUAAAUGUCACGGUAGUUAAGAUUGUUGAUUCCUGAUUUAAAAUGAAAGCAUUACUCAACAAGAAUAAUAAAGAGCGUGGCUGAAAUAGAUAUACCGACGCCAUUUUGUGUCAUUUGUAUCACUGGACGAAUAAUAAACAUAGUUAAUAUCGUUUGGUUGUUGACAAAAUACCCAAUAAUUAUAUUUACGUUUUGUCUAGUGUCUUAGACUUAAAUUAUAACUCAGAUGAAUUCAUUGCCCAAGGCUAGGAGAGUAGAGGCAAGGAGAAUCAUCUCAUAUGCGAGAAAAGUUGAAAAAGUAUCGAGCUUAUGCUGUACAUAACAGUUCAAAAAGCUUCCACAAUGGCGCUGGUGUAGGCACAGGAUAUGGUAUGAAAUAAAACGUAGUGAUUAUAUUCUCUUUGGUAUGAAGCAUGGUGAUUGUGGCAAUUAUUGUAAACGAAUUGAAGUAUGCCGAGUUAAAAAAAUUAAUAUUAUUGUCCACUAAAGUAGUUAAUUAUUGAAAAUUUCAACAACUUACGUUGUACAAAAUAAUGUAGUAAAUAUAAACUUAAAGAAUUAUUAUAGGUAAACGUGCAGCUAAAGUGAUUAGUAUUAUUUUAUAUUUGGCGCUUCUUUUAAGAUUUACGGACACUUACACAGAUGAUUCUCCUUACCUUCUAUACCCUAGGCAAAGCGUCCAACUUUAAGAAGUCACCCAAAGCUGACUGAAGUAAUUAGUAAAUAAUUAGUAAUACUAAUAAUAAUACACUAUUCACCAUGUUCGACCUCCCGAGUAGGGUAGAGGUCAGGUAAACACACCGAGUACUUAUUUACCUCUUUCAGUCACGUUCAAUAUAAACAUGAAAUUUGAGUCAGGAACUCCCUAAAACUAAGUAAACAGAUAGAUAAAUUGUUUACUGUUGUUUGGUAUUGUUGUGUUAAAAAUAAUUAUACUUUAUUAAUAUGUAUUUCGUUAUUUUAUAUAAUAUUUAAGUUAGUGACAGAACACUAGUUCUGUACAAUGUCUACCUGUUUUGUCCACCAUCUGACCAAAUGACAAUAACAACCCUAAUAACAUUAUACUGGGCCCUUUACCAUGACACUGGAGAUGAAAUUUCUCAUGUACAACAGUACAGAACAUCACUGCUGUUUUCCGGCAGCAAUAGGCAUAUCUAGUUCGUUGUACACCAAGGGGAGGGCGUUAGCGAUUCCUAACGAGGGUGCAUUUUGUACACACGGGACGAAGUCGAGGGCCUCAAUGUACCUUAGUAUUGGAAUCGCAUUUCUCUCAAGUGAUGUAUGUAAUGUAUUCUAUUGACAUAUUAUGACACUGGUCAAUUAACAGUUACAUACAAAUUAUGCGACAGUCUUAAUUUUUUUAUAAAUAGGCUCUUUUAGAAGAAAAUUGAUUUCUGCGUGUAGUUUGUAAAAUUGAUAUUUAUUUCUAAAUUAAAAAUAAUUUGUAAAGUUUACAUAUUAUAUUGUCAGAUAAUAUUUUAUACAUUCUGUCACCCUUAACGAUUACGAAAUUUGAAUAAUUAUAGUUUUUGGUUUUUUUACGGAAAUAUAAUUAGGUAUUUAAAUACUAAACAGGCCUCCUAGGUUCAACGCAGUGGACAUUGGAAAAUUUUAUAUCUACUAACAAUUUUUUCUUUUUAAAGUUUCAAUUUCCACAUGGGUACCUACCUACAUUGUUAAUAAUAGGUAAGGAAUUUUUGCAAAACAAAAUAUUUGACUUUUGACUAUUGCAAUCCUUUACAUAUUUACAUAAUAAUUAUUAAAAUUUGAAAUUGUUACUUUUUAUAGUGUAACAAAUCUACCUGACUAGUUAUAAAUUGUCUAAUAUUUCAUCUAAGAAAAAGUAAUACCAGAAAUAUUAUAUUAUAGAACCUUUUGUAUGAUACCUUCUUUCUGGUUGAUGAUGUAAAAUUUAAUGAUAAAAUCUUAUUUGGAAAGCAUCAGUAAGUUUUAUUUUUAUUGUUAUAGUUUGAGUAUUUAGACAUUAAACAUAAAAUUUUGUGUAAACUUUACACAAAAAAAAACGUAAGAGUGCCUUACAAUGUAAAGCAUUCUUUCGUUUUUUUUUAAUUAAAUUUACGUAUUUAGACAUUUAUAAUUGUACCCGCUAAUAAUAAUAUAAAUCACUUCUUGUAUAUAUUUUUUAAGUACACUAAUUGUUAAAAUAAUAUCAACACAGAAACUUUUUUUUUUUUGGAAAUAUUCGGUAUUUAUGUAAGUACCAAAGCAAAGCAUUUGCAAAGUUAUAUUUCCAUGCUAUCCUUAAUCCUUAACUCCAAGUUAAGCUUGACAAUCUUCUAGUAUUAUCGACGUAGUAGUAUGAAGGUGAAAUCUUUCAUGGCAAUAAUAUUAUUUGAUGAAGAAAAGGUUAUUAAUAAUGUGGACCUUACCAAAAUGUGUGUCACUAUGAAAAUACAUUGUAUGAAUGUAUGCAUCAUUCCAUAAUCAUUCAACCAUUUAGUGAGGACCAACUAUAAUUAUCGUAUAACUUAACAUUCAUCAUAACUUACACCGGUCCUGUGGCAAAGUUAAUUAUGACAUUGACCUAACUAAUGUCGAUCCACCAAAUUCCACAAUAUUUUUGAAUAAGCCCUAAAAAAAUCUCAAUCUAAAUUUCAAAAUAUUCUUGAUAAAGUUAUGUAUCUAUGUAGGAACUAUCAUAACUAUAAUGUUAACACCAGGGACAAACAUAAACUUAUAAUGCCUACUACUCGGCUAAGUCGAGUUAGUAAGUCUUUUGUGGGGCGUUGUAUAUGCUUUUACAACAGGAUCCCAGAUAAUGUUCAAAACAAAUCUAUUACGAAAUUCAAAAGAAUUGUUAAAAAACGUUUGUGUGGUAAAGGUUACUAUAACAUAAAUGACUUUCUCAAUGAUACCACUGAUUGGGAAUUGAGCGAGUGCCCACAGGGUAAAUAAUAAUAAGUUUUAUUGUACGAUUUUACAUUGUAAACAUAUUUUAUAUAAAAAAAUGAAGCCCGCUGCGUUUGUUGCUACCGUUCUUCUCAGGUGUGAGGCAUACCUUUUGGAAUGGGUGGUAGUUUUGACUUUCAAUAAGUGAUUUUAUAUACCAUUUUGAAUAAAAAAUAUUUGAAUUUGAAUUCAAACCCUACUGAGUUAGAGCUAAUCUGCUCUGCCUAUCGUGCCAUCAGUCCAACUUAAGUUUGUCGGGGACAAUAACAAACGAGUCAGAAACAUAACCUGCGCCAUUAUUGAUAAUGAGGUCAAUGACCGAAAAUAACUCUGCUCCACGACCCUUAUAUAUAAUUAAUUACAAAUAAGUACUUAGAUAUGCUUAAUUCAAUAAAAUAUUAUUACAGAUUGCAACCUACAUUUGAAGUUUUUUAAACUUUAUUAAAUUAAUGCUUUAAAUAAAUUGUUAGAUAUGUUUUUUAUGAACCUAUACCUAUACAUCUAUCUAUUCUAGUCAAUUUGAAUCUAGCUUGAUCCUGAUAGUAAGUACUAUGUUAAAUACUACUUGUAAGUUAUAAUUUUAAUGUUAGUUGUAAAAAAAUCCUUCAAGUUGAGAUACUAUAUUUUUUGGUGAAAUAAGCAGUUUUGGAGUAAACUGUUUUCAUCUACUAGAUCGUUUCAAAAUAAUAUGUUGAUUUUGAUGACAAUCGUGGUAUACGUACUUUUUACUAUAUUAGGUAGGAAUAACUAUAGACAGAUAGGUAAAUUAUAUUUCGCGUAGGAAAUUACAAUAUAGCAUAUGAGAACAUUAAUUUAGAGUAAUUUCUUAUUUUUAGUAUGAAAUAUAAUGUUAAGUAGUAUUAAUGAUAUAUUAAUCUUUUAAACUUUGUACUAAAGGACGAAAGUGAGACUAAUUCGAUAAAAUAUCUGUAAUGUUUUGCUGUUCAUUUAAUAAAUUACAAUCAUGUGAAAACAGUAUCUGAUUUCACGUAGGAAUUAUUCAAACAGUCUUUUUCACAUCGGGAUUCGUUUAACUUGAAAUAAUUUUUUCGUAAGUUCCACAGUUCACAGAUUUGCUCGAAAAUUCAAACAGUUUAUAAGUAUGAAUUUAUUUCAAUUGGCUUUUAGUAUAUUAUAAUGUACUCUGUGCAAUUGGCCUAUAGUAUGAAUAACGAGGCUUUAAAGGACUUGUGUCUUAAGCCCUAAUAAAUUUAAAAAACAAUUAUAACGAAUACUCGUGCAUACCUUUCUGUAAAAUAAAAGUACCUAGGUACCUAUUGAAGUGUUUGUCAUAGUUUUACUAAGCACAUGUUAAACAUUAAUUAAAAUUUAAUUGCACCUUUUAAGGGUAGAAUUUGAAGUCAAGAAUAUUUAGUAGGUACUAGGUGUCUUAUCACUUGACUAUGUUACGUAACGACACAAUCAGCCCCUGUAUUUGAAUUGAUCCUAUUUGAAGCAAUAAAAAAGGACUUUUUUAGAUAAUGGUCGAAAAAUUAUCAGCUCUUGUGAAAAUAUUCUAAUUCAUUUUAACAAUUUUCUAAUCAUUUCUCUUGUCUAUAUUAUAUUAUAGUUAUACCAAUGUUUGAUUGUCAAACUUGUAUAUAAGUACCUGUAUUGCUGACCAACUCUAUAUUAUUUUCGUUUAAAAAUUUAUAAAAUUAAUUUCAUGCUUGUAGUGAAGAUUUUACUUCACAAUAAAUAUUAUACAUCAGUAAUUAUGUAAAGCAUAUAUUCUAAAUUUUAAUGUAAUAAAUUAAAUAUUAUUAUUUUUAAAACAUUUAUUAACAUGUGUAGACUAUUGAACAUUAAACUAAAACUAGUUUAUGUUAUUUGCAAGUUAUCUGUUGAAACAGUUUUAAAUUAAUGUAUAUAUUUAAGUAAAUUUAAAAUGGCACAUACACACUAUCAAUAUAAAUAUAGUAUAACUUUAACAAAUAUAUAUGUCUAUUUCCUUUUUGAUAAAAUAUCAUUUAUUAUCAAUAUCAUUAUUAGCAAAAAGACCACCACCAUAAUUCAUCAGCAUUGUUUGAGAGUGUUAAGCAAAAGAGAAAUAAACCUUAAGAUAUUAAUUUUUGGGGGAAAGGAAUUGAACUAAUGAUUGUGUGUAUGUGCCAAAUGAUUAUUGAAAUAAAAUUUAAACUAAUGUUGACUUUAAAUAAAAUAAAAUUUAUGUUCCAAACAUUUAUUUACUUCUAAAGUACAAUGACUUAAAUAAACUAUAUGAAAUCUUA
Molecule: messenger RNA, 9088 nt
Organism: Leptidea sinapis
Lineage: Eukaryota; Metazoa; Arthropoda; Insecta; Lepidoptera; Pieridae
Gene: norpA
Product: 1-phosphatidylinositol 4,5-bisphosphate phosphodiesterase
Exons: 22
Coding region: 362-3583 (1073 amino acids)
Biological process (GO): lipid metabolic process; phosphatidylinositol-mediated signaling
Molecular function (GO): phosphatidylinositol-4,5-bisphosphate phospholipase C activity; calcium ion binding
Source: RefSeq, a predicted model, not a curated record